Acyrthosiphon pisum (pea aphid) is the source of this 795-nucleotide messenger RNA. RefSeq lists its product as uncharacterized. The record is from RefSeq and is a predicted model, not a curated record. The transcript has a single exon. Lineage: Eukaryota; Metazoa; Arthropoda; Insecta; Hemiptera; Aphididae. Bases 128 to 556 code for a protein of 142 amino acids.
UGUAUUCGAAACCUAUCCACUUGCAAUCGCUGUACCGUCGAACAUCGUUGUACCAUAUGUGGUAUAAUCCAUUCUUAUUAUUCGUCUGUCUUACUUGAAAGUCGAGACACAAAUAAAAAAAACCGAAAUGAAUCCCUUUGUUUUUAUCACACUAGUGACAUUGUCGGUGGUUCUAUCGAACCCGGUCUACUACUACAAGACGUAUUCGCCGAUUACGCUGUGCAUGAAGAGCGACUACUCGAGGUGCAACAACGUGUCGUAUCCCACCGGCUGCGUCAACAUGGACACGGUGGUUAUGAACAGCACCGGAAAUCCAUCCGGUUCUGUGACGACCGCAUUCAAGACCAUCGAGUCAGUGAUAGUGAUCGACAUCGACAGCACUGAAGAUAAGUGCAUCGUGUUGUUCGACACUUACAACUGCCAGGGCCAGAGCCUGGUUCUCAACGGUUCCAAGCACCCCGCAGCCAAUCUCUACGAUUUCAAGUUCUCUAACAUGGCAGAGUCUUACAGACAGUGCACCGGUAAGUCGCUCUCAUGGCUCCGGGACAACAAAUAGGUAAACGGUAUAACGGCAACGGCAACUCCAACAAACGGCCGUUCACGUACUUUUGUCAUGCCUAUGAUUAGAGGUAUAAUAAUAAAUAUUAUAGAUACACGUUUUAGUUUAACUAAAUGUGUAACGAUACUUGUCUUCAGAUGUAUUAAAAAUUAAUAAUAUUUAUUAUAAACAAUUUCAUAUUUUAUGUAAUUACAUAAAUUAUAAAUUGUCACAAAGAGUAUUAUAAUAUAAAAAAG